UGAGGCAUAACCAAACAUCACUUUGAAGAAAUAGUGUAUCCUGCAUCUAAGAUUUGUUAAAGAUGAGACCAAAGAUUUAUCUUUUUGGCGACUCCAUCACUGAAGUUUCCUUUGGUGAUGGUGUUUGGGCUGCCUCUCUCAGCAACCAUUUCUCUCGCACGGUUGAUGUGGUGCUGAAAGGGCAUAGCGGGUACAAUACCUGGUGGGCUCUUAAGGUGGCAGAGAGGAUAUUUCCGCCGGCGGGAAGUGGUGGUGCGCCGACUUUGGCUGUUACUGUGUUUUUUGGUGCUAACGAUGCUUGCCUUUCCGAUAGAUACGCUGCCUUUCUACACGUGCCUCUCCAUGAAUACAAGCAGAACCUUCACUCUCUCAUCUCAUUUUUCAAGAAGCGUUGGGCAGAGACUGUCAUUCUCCUCGUCACUCCUCCUCCAAUUGACGAAGAUGCACGCCUCCGGCAUCCAUACAUGGAGAACCCAUCAGGUCUACCUGAGAGGACAAAUGAAGCUGCUGGUGCUUAUGCUCAGGCAUGCAUUUCCGUUGCCAAAGAAUGUGGAUGCCCAGUGGUGGAUCUCUGGACCAAAAUACAAGAGUUUCCUGACUGGAAGGAAGCUUGUCUAUGCGAUAGCUUGCAUCUUACUCAGACUGGCAACAGGAUUGUGUUCGAGGAAGUGGUCAAGAUACUGGAGGAGCAGGGCUUAAGUCCAGAGAAUUUGCCAGUUGAGGCCCCACUUUUCGCCGACAUUGACCCUAAGGAUCCACUCAAGGCAUUUGAGGGUUAUUAAUGUAUUGUUUGUAAGUUGCUCUAUUCAAAGGUUGACAUCAUUUUGAGAAAAGCACAAUUUCAAACAUUCAGAAUGGUGACUCACUCUCUGAAUUCCUGUGAAUGUAGCUCGUUAUGUCAUAAUAAUCACGUUUGUUGUUAUGUUCUUCUAGAUCAUGAAAGCCAAGGAUCAUAUCGCA
This is a messenger RNA of Populus euphratica (Euphrates poplar), 960 nucleotides long. RefSeq names its product GDSL esterase/lipase At5g45920-like. The transcript has 5 exons. Gene Ontology annotation, molecular function: hydrolase activity, acting on ester bonds. The coding region runs from base 63 to 782 and encodes 239 amino acids. Lineage: Eukaryota; Viridiplantae; Streptophyta; Magnoliopsida; Malpighiales; Salicaceae. The record is from RefSeq and is a predicted model, not a curated record.